AUGGCGGAUCCAAAGGGGUACACACUAAACCAGGUGGCUGUCGGCGACACCGACCGAGAGUGUUUCUUCUCGGACACUGGAAGAUACAGCACCCACAAGAAACCAAUCCGAAGUGCACAGAAGCGGGCGGACAUUCAGACAUCCAUUCGGGAUAGAAGCGAGUACUUCGCGGACCUUCUGAAAAGCCUGAAAAAAAGUGAAAAUCUUGGCACAUCUUUGAUCAAGAUUGAAAACACAUAUAGCGAGGUCUUCUUUUGCCAUUGCUUCCCUCAAAAGAAGACGUGCUUCAUCUUCAGGUUCGGUUGCAUUGUUGCAUGGGAUGUCGACAAAGAUCAACGGGAGGAGCUCAUUCGGCUUAUGGAACCGUUCGUGAAGGAGUCCCUUGGAUCGAAACGAGAAGAUGAUACCAUGAGCUACGUCUGGUCUGAAAGAGCAACAAUCAAGGCUGAUCAUAUCCACCUGGUGACGCCUAACGUGUUCGAGCGGCUGGCGUACUCCUACGCUUUCGCGCAAAGCGUAAAGCUGGCGGUCUUCGAGACAGUUGUUGAUGAGACAAUCGAGAGGACUCGGAAAAUUCCAGAGGGUUUGGCCAAGUCAGGAAAAAUCAAUUCAACCCGGGAGGAUAUUAGCAAGCGAAUUGGAGAGCUCUUCGUGAAUCGCUUCUACAUCAACUUGCACACAGACAUACUUGACACUCCAGAUAUCUUCUGGGAUAAUGACGAUUUCGCUGACCACUACGACAACUGUCGGCGGUACCUGGAGAUUCCCAAAAGAGUUGAUAUUCUUAAUCAGCGUUUAGAUAUUAUAAAGGAUCUCUACGACAUGCUGAACGAUGAGCUGACAAAUCAGCACGGAAAUAAACUGGAAUGGAUCGUCAUAUACCUCAUCUGCAUCGAGGUGCUCAUCGACGUUGUCUGGAAUAUCCUUAUCAAGGACAUCCUCAAGUGGGUAUAG
Molecule: messenger RNA, 954 nt
Organism: Neospora caninum
Lineage: Eukaryota; Apicomplexa; Conoidasida; Eucoccidiorida; Sarcocystidae
Product: Os07g0694800 protein, related
Exons: 11
Coding region: 1-954 (317 amino acids)
Source: RefSeq, a predicted model, not a curated record